AUGGAGAGAAUGAGAGAGGGACCAUCGUCAAACUUGGUGUGUUUAUUGUUUGGUAUUGCUUCUGUUGUGUUGUUGUUGAGCUCAAACAAUGUUAAUGGGUUACGAGACUUAAAGGAGAGAGAUGGAAAUGAGAGUCGGUCUAUGAGUGGCACUACGUCUUCACCCGUUUUGGACUCCAAUAAUUUUUACACGAAUGUUUCGACCGUUGGGUUUGAAAAUGCCUUAGUUGGUGGAAGUCGCAAUGCAAACAAGUGUAGAAAUUGUGAGCCACGAGGUGGAGGUGGAGGAGGUGGUGGUGGAGGAGGUGAUGGUGGAGCCAGAGAAGAAAAUACCCACAAAAAGAAAAAAAGAAACAGUGGCGGUGGAGGUGGAGGUGGAGGUGGAGGCGGAGGUAGCGGAAAUGGCUUCGGCCGUGGCUGGGGUGGAGGAGGUGGUGGAGGCGGUGGUGGUGGCGGUGGCGGUGGCGGUGGAGGAGGAGGAGGAGGUGGUGGUGGUGGAGGGGGCGGUGGGGGAGGAGGCGGUGGAGGAGGUCGUGGAGGAGGUUGGGUAGGAGUAGGCGGAAGUGAUGGGAAGGGCGGAGGAUGGGGCUUUGGAUGGGGAUGGGGAGGUGAUGGACACGGCGGAAACGGCGGUCGUUGUUGGUAUCCCGGUUGUGCUAAAAAACACAACGGGAAGUCAUAGCUAAAUCAGACAUACACUAAGAGCUAAAUAAUAUGCAUUUUAGCCAUGCUUUGUCACCACCACAUACACAAUAAUUCCACUGUUUUGUAACCUCUUUUUUUUCUUUCUUUGCACUUUUCCACGGCUUAAGAACAACACAAUAUGAUUAGUACCGUUGUUAAUUUCUUUGUAUGUUAUGUGCUUUGCUUGAAAAAACUAAAUAAUAAUGUUUCCUAUUU
This is a messenger RNA of Eruca vesicaria subsp. sativa (arugula), 899 nucleotides long. Lineage: Eukaryota; Viridiplantae; Streptophyta; Magnoliopsida; Brassicales; Brassicaceae. The record is from the annotation of a GenBank genome assembly.